Molecule: messenger RNA, 1149 nt
Organism: Medicago truncatula (barrel medic)
Lineage: Eukaryota; Viridiplantae; Streptophyta; Magnoliopsida; Fabales; Fabaceae
Exons: 5
Coding region: 55-1149 (364 amino acids)
Molecular function (GO): protein binding
Source: RefSeq, a predicted model, not a curated record
CGAUUUUGAUCUGCAAGUUUUUCUAAAGUUAGAUCUGCGCAUUAAUCAGAAAAAAUGUCAAGCAUUGCAGCAAGUGGAAUAGUUCUUGAACCACUAACAAAAGACAACUACGAUAAUUGGAGCUGUUUGGUGAGAAACUAUCUUGCAGGGCAUGAUCUGUGGGGAGUUGUGAGUUCUGUUUCUACAAUAGGUGUGGGAUCUAAAGAAGAAGUUGAAGCAUGGAAUAGGGAUAAUGCUAAGGCUUUGCAUAUUAUUCAACUAGCAUGUGGAUCAGAGAAUCUUGCACAUAUUAGAGAUUUUCAUACUGCUAAAGAUGCUUGGAAUUAUUUUAGUGCAUCAUACGGCUCAGAAUUGAAAGCCUACUCCGACAUUGAACAAGGUGUGGUAGACGAUAGUCUCCAUCACCAUAGAUCGCUCCAUAGAUUUAUUGAGAGCGGUAAUUGGAAAGAUGCAAAAGCAUUCAUGAAUAAUGAUGAAACAUCUAUGUUUUCUAUGUCUUCUUCGGGAAGGACUAUUCUUCAUGUUGCAGUGAUUGCUGGUCACGAAGAAAUUGUGAAGAAUUUGGUGAAGGAAGGGAAAGAUAAGUUAGUGAAAAUGAAAGACAAUCGUGGUUACACAGCCCUAGCUCUUGUUUCUGAGUUGACUGGAAAUACCAAUAUUGCAAAGUGUUUGGUAGAGAUGAAGGGAGGGCAAGUCAUCCGAAAAGACUUGUUAUAUAUGAAGAAUAAUGAUGGUGAAAUUCCUGUUCUUCUUGCGGCUGCUAAGGGACACAAAGAUAUGACUAGUUAUCUUUUCGCUAAAACUUAUACGUCGGAAGACAUGGACGAUAAAAAAUUUCACAGCCGUGUUUUGCUUCUAACACGGUGCAUCAAUGCAGAAAUAUUUGAUGUGGCUUUGAGUUUACUCCAACGAUUCCAGCAAUUGCCACUUGCCCACAAAUCCGAAUCUGAAACUGAAUCAGAUGGUGUGCAACCCUUAUACGCAUUGGCACGCAUGCCUCAUGUGUUCCCAAGUGGCAGCAGAUAUGGAUUCAUACGGCGAUUCAUUUACAAAAUUUUGAGAUUACCAGAAAGAAAGAUUGCAACAAACGUUGUUCCACAGGAAAAACAGCUCAAAACCAAAACAUCUUUCACAGGUAUUGAUAAUUGA